Messenger RNA from Umbelopsis ramanniana AG, 1403 nucleotides. RefSeq lists its product as uncharacterized. Bases 170 to 1285 code for a protein of 371 amino acids. NCBI's taxonomy places the organism in Eukaryota, Fungi, Mucoromycota, Umbelopsidomycetes, Umbelopsidales, Umbelopsidaceae. The record is from RefSeq and is a predicted model, not a curated record. Gene Ontology annotation, molecular function: nucleotide binding. The transcript has 8 exons.
AGUCCCGUUUCUUGGCUGACCCUAAUUCACCGGUGGACUGCUUUCUUUUACACUGACUGUCAAUCCUUGCCCGAAACCCGUCGCUCUGAGAAUAUCGGUGAUAGGAAACAACGGAAACCUUAUAUUUCACGGUUUCCAGCUUCUAUUCGAUCUACAGAACACUCACGCUAUGAACACUACUACUCCCUUUGUCGUUCGCUGGGCCAUCAUUGGUGCCGGCUGGAUUUCUGAACAGUUUGUCCAUGACCUUGCUAUGGACCCAAGUACCCGUGACGUCAAGGAUGUCGCACACGCUGUGGUGGCAGUUGAUUCACGAACAAAGGCAAAGGCCGAAGCCUUCAUCAGGGAUUAUUGUCCGGAAGGAGGGUUUGCCCAGAAGGCUGGAUACUGUGACUUACCCGUCGAGGCAGUGGAGGGAUAUGAUGCUGUGUACGCUAGGGAGGAUGUUGAUUGUGUGUACAUUGGUACACCACAUAACGACCAUUACUUCAGCGCUAAGGCUGCCUUGGAAGCCAAAAAGCACGUUCUCUGUGAGAAGCCUUCUACCAUCAAUGCUGGUCAAAUGAAAGAGUUGGCCGCCCUUGCUCAGGCUAAUGGUCUUUUCUUCAUGGAAGCCGUGUGGACUAGAUUUUUCCCGUUGAUGUAUGCUUUGCAAAAGGAUAUCCACGAAACAAAGGUGCUUGGCGACAUUCAUCAAGUGAAUGCUGACUUUAGUAUCAAGGGUGUUGGACGUGUCCCGCUCACUCAUCGUCUUUUGAACCCUGACUUGGCUGGCGGUGCCAUUCUUGACCUUGGCCCAUAUCCUUUGACCUGGGGCUUGAUGACACUUUUUCAUCACCCGGAUAACAAGCUUUCUCCCCCCACUGCCGUGAGCAGCAGUAUGCAGUUGCAUCCAGAGACAGGAGUGGAUAUUUUCACUACCGUUGUUUUGGAUUUCCCCAAAAUGACCGCCCGUGCUAACUUGACUUGCAACCUCGUCGUGGAAUCACCAGCUGAUUGUACAGCUCGUAUUCAAGGUACAAAGGGAGAAAUCAUUGUGCCUAGACCAGCACCUCGUCCCGAAAAGUACAUCAUCCGACUUGAUAACGGCGAGGAGACUGUCAAGGAGUUUGCUAUUCCAGGAAAUGGCUAUCACUGGGAAGCUGAUGCGGUUGCCCGUUGCCUGCGCGAUGGCUUGAAGGAGUGCGAGAGGAUGACGGUUUCUGAGUCCAUCAUGUCCAUGGAGCUUAUGGAUGAGUUCAGAAAGCAAGGUGGAUACGAGUUUCCCGCAUCCCUAGCACAAUAAAUGCUGAGCUGGAUAUGUAACGAACAUCUCCUCCCCUCGUAUAUACUAUAAAAUGAUUGUCAGUAAAAAAAAACGCGUACAGUUCAUUUUAAAAACAAAGAAAAAGUGACUAGAUGGG